Molecule: messenger RNA, 4724 nt
Organism: Paramecium primaurelia
Lineage: Eukaryota; Ciliophora; Oligohymenophorea; Peniculida; Parameciidae
Source: the annotation of a GenBank genome assembly
AUGAUAAUAAAGGAAUUUACAAGCCAACCUUCAAAAUAUAUCCAUUUUGGCCUAUAAAUUUUAAAUGACUUGUUAAUACUGAAAUGUGGUUUAUUGAUUUUUACAAAUGGAUAAAAGCCAGAAAAUUCUUUUGAAAUAUUUCUUUUAUAUCUAGUUAGACCAUAUGCUUAUUUUAUAAGAUCAAAUUUAUAGGUUGAAUACAUUCUCUUUAGUUUUGUGACAAUGUAAAUUUUUAUAUUAUAUUGGUUUUAUCUUAUGAAUAUACAAAAAAAUGACAAAAAGACAACAUCAUAUAUAGAUCAAAUUAGUAAAUACGAAUCACUUUCAACAUUAUAUUUUUUAAUGAUUAAAAUUUGGAAAACCCUAUUCUUAUUUUUAACAGAAUUUUUAGGAUAUUUAUUAAUCGAAGGGUAUUUUUUAAUCUUAUUUGAUAAAAUUUAAGAUAAUUUAUUUUGCAUCAUCAGCUCCGUCAUAAUUAUAUUUGAAAUCUUAAUAAUAAUAAUACUAUAAGAAUUAUUCUGGAAUUAAAGUCUUCAUUAUAUCCCAAAAUAACUGAACCAAAUAAAUUAACCCACCAUCUCCAUUUUAUAUACUAAAUUAUUGAAAAUUAUUACACUUUGUCUUUUUGCUAGUUAAAUAAGUUAUAAAUCUGUAAUAGUUUUAGGGAUAUCGAUCUUAAAUAGUAUUUAUGAAUUGUACAUCCUAUUAAUACUAAAAAUUAAACAUGAUUUAAUGAUCAUAAGCUUAGAUGUAUUAAUGUAAUGUUUAAUAAUUUGUGUUUCUAUUUAAUAAUUAAUAAUCAAUGCAAGUAAUUUCGGAUUAUAAUUCUUGUGGAUUAUUGUUGGAAUUUUACUUUACAAAUUAAUUUCUUUAUAUUACUUGAAUAACUCUAUUUUACAGAUUUAAGUAGUUCAAUUGAAUGAUAAUAACAUUGAUUAUAAAUUGUUGGAUGGAAAGUAGAAACUAUUCAAAUAUUAAAAGUUAAUUUAAGAAAGAGGUUCUGAAUAUAGAUUAGCUAAUAAAAUUUUGGUAAUAUAACAUCAACAGAAAUGUAAUAAGUAAUAUUGCUUUUGCAGAAAUGACGAGAUGAUCAUGAUUAAAUUGGAGCAUCUUAUCCUUAAAGAAUAAAUUGAUAUUUUUAAAACCUUUAUCAAAUAAUCUCAAAUAUAAUCAUCAUUAUUUUACUUGUAAUUCAUAUAAUUGCUUAUUUAUAAUAAUAGAUUAUUUGAAGCUUUGAACAUUACUUAGAAAUUACUUAACUCUUUUAAUAGAAAAUCAUAAUAUACGAAAUAAGUACAAUUAAUAAAAGGUUAAGUUUCAAUUACUCACAAAAUGCUUUUUAGACUACUUUAACAUCAAAUUUUCAUGUCAAUCAGAUGUUCAAUUUAAAGUAAAUCAUCUAGCGCUACAAAAUUAUAAGUUAUCAAACAAGCAAUUAGAUAAUUUCAAUAAAAGUUUGAUUCUGAGAAAACUAUUCAAAAUAAAUUCAAUGACAUCAUGAAAUAUAAAAUUGAUUUCUUGGAUGAUUUAUCAAAUACACCAAAUUUAGAUGAUGAAUUCAUCAAUUAUUAGGCUUUCAAAAUAAUCUAAGAAAUGGAUUAAUUUAAAGAACUAUUAAUGUACAAUUUUUAGUAAAUGCCAAGUAUAUUUAAAUAAUAUAAUUAGCUUCCAAUAAUAAGAGUUUAUUAUUGUUCUUUCAAAUAGAAAUACUAAAUGAUCUAAUCAAUUCUCAAACAAUUAAUACAAUGAAUACUCAUUUAGAAGAUUAAGAAUAGAUAAUCUUUUCUAAUAAUGUUUAUUAAGAAUUAGUAAAUUAAUAUUAUUUCGCAUCAUUCAUUUUAAAAGAUGAGGACAAUAUUGAAUUUGUAUCAAACAAUGAAAAAAAAUAAUUGAAAAUUGGAUAGCGAAAAUAUAUUGCUUUUGAAGAGAUGGUUCCAUAAUCUUUGAUCUCACUUCAUAAAUACUUGAUAAAAGAUUUUUUUUAAACAGGUAAGAAUAAAUAUUAUUUAAACAUUAAUUAAUCCUUUUUAUAAGUAUCUACAGGAAUCAUAAGUCCAAUUGAAAUGUGUAUGGACAUAUCUUUUGAUCUAAAAAUGAACUAGUUAUUAGUAACAACGUUUCUAAAGCAAUUAAACAGUGACAAUUAAGUCCAUUACAUUAUUUUAGAUUCUCAAUUUAAGAUAAGAGAAAUCUCAUAAGUUCUUUAUGAAAAUAUCUUAGAUUAUCCAGCAAAUACUAAGAUGCUACUAUAUGAUAUUUCAGUAUUUAUUUUUAUUCCAGAAUUAAAAGAAAAAGACUUUAUUUAGGAUAGGACUUUGGGAUUGUAUAAACUCUUCUUUCCAUUAAAUAUUAAUAAAUAAACUUCACCUAAUUUAAAAACUUAUAAAAAAUCUUUAGAAUUUUUUCAAGGUUUAAUAAGUGUAAAAGUAAGGUUUAUUAAUAAAAAGAAUCUCUACUACAUUAUUGAGAUAAGUGAUUUGAAAUCAGAGAAACCAUAAUUAUUAGAAUCUAUAUCAAUACCUUAAGGAGAGAUUGACGAAAAAGAAAUAAUUAAUAUUCCUUUGGAAAUUAAUUUAUGGAAUGAAAUUACAAGCUUGAAUUAAAUGAAUUAGUAAUAAUAUACAUCUCUUCUGGAUUCAUAAAGACCUUUAUUAGUUAAUAGUUUAAGUGAUGGACUAGAAUUAAAAAUUGAAAAUAACCAUAAGCUCGAUAAUAACAGCAAGAUAAAUAAGAAACUAUAGAACUCUAUAGCCUCAGUAUAAGACUAAUAUUCUGAAAAGGCCUAAUAAUAGUUUGAUGAUGUAGGUUCAUAAGUUUCCUCAGUAGCUGCAGUUAGAAGAUCUCUUUAUUUUAAAUAAUUUAAAGUAAUCAACGAAUUAAUAUACUCAAAAAUCUUCCCCAACAAUAUCAAACUAUUUAAUAUAACUUUCUUCAUUUAUAUUCUUGUAGGGAUAAUAAAUAUGAUAAUUCUUAUUGAAUAAGUUUAAAAUUUAUAGAAAUAUUAGGAUCUUAUGGUAUUAUUGAGUAUUAAGUAUGAUAUUUAUGAACCAAUAGAAUCUUUUUUAAAUACAAGAUACACAAUAGUUGGACUCAACUAAGCUAUUUCUACAAAAAUGAUAACACAAUAGGAAUAUAAUGAAUUAGUAGCAUUUCCUAAUUCAAAUUUGGUUAAAGGAUAUGAUGAUUUAAAAUCUAAUAUCAUGGAUGUUAUCUAAAGAAAAGAAUUUUAAUCUUUUUUGAAAGACUAUUACUUUGAAAGUUAUUGGUAUACAUCAACAAACAAAGGAAGCUAAAGAAAUACAACUUUUAGGAGUGGAAUUCUAGCAAUGCUAAACUAUCAAUAUGAAUAUAAAUUAGCUUUUACAAUUCGACCAUUAGUAAUAGAUAGUGCUUAUUCUUAUUAUUCCUACAAAAAUUACCUUUCAAUUUUUUCAAUUUUUACUUAGUUAAGUAAUGAUAUUUUAGAUUUGUUAAUAAAUUCAUUAAGUAAUUAGCAAAUUGAGCUUAUUGUUAUCAAUGCUACCUUUAAUUGCUUACUUACAAUUAUUUCAAUUUGUUAUUUCUACUAUUUAGUAAAAUAACGACGAUUGAAAAAUAAAAUUUUAAGUUUACUCCCAUAACAAGAUAAAGAUAUUAUGCUAUAUGAAAUUUAAAGACUUAAACUUUUAUAAAGUCAUAUUAAUGCCAAUUAUAACUAUUUAUGUCAAUACACAUUAGAAAUCUAAUAAUUCGAUGAAAAUUUAAAAAAACAAGAAGGAGAAUUCUAUAAAUUAGUCAAUAGAAAAGGCAAAAAAACAAGUGGCUUAAAAAGAAAAAGAUAAGUCACUAUUUAUAAUUUUAUUUAAGUUGGAAUCUUUUUAUUUAGCUUCAUUAUAAUUCUAUUAAUUAAUCUCUUGACUAUUAAUUCACUUGAUUAAUAUCUAUUUAAAUAAAAAAACACAGGACAAAUAUAUUCAUCCUUGUCCAAUACAGGAGUUAAUAUUCUCAUCAUUUAUGCUUAAAGGGAAAUUUUAUAUAGGAUUGUGGCUUUUGCAUUUUUGACAUCCCAAGAUAUUUAAGGCAUCUAAGAUUAAGUUGAUAAUAGUUUAAUAUAGAUUUAAAAUUUUAGCACUUAAUUUCUAUAAGUCAAUUAAAAUGAUUAUCUUUUAGAUGAUAAUUCUAUGAAUUUAUUCACUGAUAUAAGCACACAAUCUUUAUGUAAUUUUUUGCCGGAGGUAAAUAAAAUAAUUAUCAUCUAUAGAAAUAUGCAAAUGUUUCAUAAUCCUUAUGUCCAUUUGUUUUAUAAGGAAUCUUAAAUAAAGGCUUAAUACCUACAUUGAAUUUAAUGUAUACUUCAGUUUAUGCUGAAAAAUAAGUUAAUAAUUUCACAUCCAGACCACCUACUCAGGUACCAUUAAGAGAAUUAGAAGGGGCUACCUUCACAUCUUGGGUUAUUAAAGAAUUAGUAAAAGAUUUAGCUCAAAAUUUAAAUAACUACUCUAGUUAAUUACAAAUGACUUUUACUGUAAUCAAUUUAAUCAAUAAUUUAGAUUAUUUAUGCAUUUUUUAUUGCUUUUUAAUUGUUAUUUGGUUUAAUUAUAGUUAUAAAAAUAAGCAACUAUGAAAUGAUAUAAAUAAGCCAUCUAAGAAAAGUAGUUUAUUUAUUACCUCAAUCAAUAUUGUUAUUUGAUGAUUCAUUUUAGCGCCAAAUUAAAAUUAUCAUGAAAUAAGAAGAUUUGACAUGA